AUGUCGACUUCUACUGAAGAGAACUUGAUCUUUGACUUCGAACUCAGCGAGAAUGAGAGGGACUUGAUUAGAUCUGUUCCCAAACUCCAGGGCGAGUCCAAUUGGAGAGCAUGGGAGGCGAAUCUAUUCACAGCACUGGGAUGCAACUAUCCUAUCUGUGUGUGGUUGAUUAAAGAUCAAUUCAAGAUGCCCCCUGCUCCCGUUUACGACGAUCCGUCUCAUGCCAGUGUCAAAGCUCUUCUUUUUGAAGAAGCCACGGGCAACAAAGAGAUGGAAAAUAACAUUACAGAAGAUGCCAUUGAAGCUCGCUCCAUCGAAAUCGUCGCUUCAAAUCUGUCGCUGCGGGAGCGCCACGCAGACGACGAAGAAAAGUGGGCAACAGCUAACGCCCGAGCUUCCUUCUACCUACGAUCUACCGUCGGACCUGAGGCUUUAUCCAUGAUUUUUUACAUUCCAAAUGUUCGCGAGGCCUACCUUAAGCUGAAAACGGUGUACUGGAGCCCAUCGCAUCAUGCUAUCUACCGACGGUUCAAGAAACUUGACCACCUCCGCUACAGAAAAGGAGAUCCUGAGACCUUUGUGGUGCGUUUCCAGAAGAUCCUUGGGGACUACACUGCGUUUGUUGGAAAAAUGACCCCCUUGCAAGAGCUCUGCCACUUCAAGAGAGCAAUUAUCGGCAGUCCUCGGUGUCGUGUCUUUAUCCCAAGCCUCAGGGUUAAUGAAGAAGACCCCGACUUGAUGAAUCAGGUCUACCGCGACUUUGUCACAGCCGUGAGAAUAUUCCAGACGUUACCAAAGUCCCGAUGA
Messenger RNA from Penicillium coprophilum, 807 nucleotides. RefSeq lists its product as uncharacterized. The record is from RefSeq and is a predicted model, not a curated record. The coding region runs from base 1 to 807 and encodes 268 amino acids. Lineage: Eukaryota; Fungi; Ascomycota; Eurotiomycetes; Eurotiales; Aspergillaceae. The transcript has a single exon.